Molecule: messenger RNA, 897 nt
Organism: Adineta steineri
Lineage: Eukaryota; Metazoa; Rotifera; Eurotatoria; Adinetida; Adinetidae
Source: the annotation of a GenBank genome assembly
AUGUCAAUGAUUAACGAUUCUAACAGUUCAUUAUUAAGUUCAAUAUCAACAAAUAAUUUUCUACGUGAUUGUAUUGAUUUAGCAAUUGAUGGAUUUUUAUUUCGUGGUAUAACACCAUCAGAUCAUUAUUAUCGUUUUUCACAAUCAUUUCCAAAAGCUUUUACACUUUUAACAACAAAUAUAAAUUCAAAUGGUGCAUCAAUGAUAAUGACACCAAAACAAUCUCAACAUUAUCAUACAUCAUCAACAUCAAAACAUACAAAUACUUAUAAUCAACGAACAAAUAAUGUUCCUCCACUUGAUUUAUCAUCAUUAAAUUCAAAUAUUUUACUUGAACAACAACCUGUUUCAACAAUUAUGCCAACUAAUAAUACAGGAAUUACAAUUAAAACAAAAAAACCUGUUUAUAGUCCAAAAGAUUCUAUAUCUUCAUCAUCUACGACUGAUCGUCGGAUAAGUAAUUCUUCUCGUCGUCCAGGUACAGCAACAACAAAAACUCCACUUGUAACAUCCAAUACACCAAAUACUCCUUUAUCAUCGAAUGAACAAUCACCAUUAGUACAAUCAUUAAAUCCAAAACGACCCGUAACAGCUCCAAGUCCAUCGUCAGAUAUAUGGAAUUCACCUCAACAACAAACAAGUCCAUUGGAAUUAGAAGCACGUGAUAUACAAGAACGUAUGAGUAAACAUCGUUUACGACAUGGUCGUCCACAUGAUCUUUCACAAAUGAAUCCAAAACAAAUCUAUGAUGAAAAAUGUGAUAUGCAACAAGAAUUAUUAAGAUUUGAAAAUAAAUAUUCGAAACCAACGACUAGUGAACAAAAACGUAUUAUGAAACCACUGUAUGAUUAUUAUCGACAAUUAAAACGUCUUGUUGAAAAACAACAACAAACUUAA